ACAACAGUGUGAAACCCUGGGUAGAUUCUUCAUAGGGAGUAUAUUUCUCCACACACUUGCAACAUGAGUACAAGUGACCUGCCUGGAAGGGUAUUCAUGCAACCACAUUUUUAUCCUGCACAUUUGAAAAGACCACCUGUAAGCGAAGGAGACUUGGCUGCAGGUCUGCGUGACACCGGAGAGUCCGACUUUGAAAGCCUUGCUCAAGAGAGACAAUAUCAGCUAGAACUGCAGCAGCGGGUUCGUGAAAAUGAAGCACUGGUAGGACUGUCYUCAGACGAGUUUGAGAAUGACAGCUUGGAAGAUAGCUUGGAGGAGAUGAGUGUAAAAGAGGAAGAAGGAGCCAAGCGUGACACAGAUCCAUACACAACUGGAAUGCAGAAGAGUGCUAGUAAUGGAAGGAAGCACCAGUCCGUGGACAAAUAUUUCAACCUAAGGUACAAUCCUAACUGGAAGAACAUGAAAGGCAUAGCAGAAUUUUCUGAAGUGAAAGAAGCACAUCAAAUUCCUUCAAGAGACAGCAUGGAACUUUCACAAGAUUCAUUUUAUCUCCUUUCCAAUGACUGCCCAAAGGAAAAAACUCCACAGAUGGCAAAAUCACAGGUUAUAUCCCCUGACUUUGAUACAAAAAUAUUAAACUUUCAUAAACCAAAUGCUGUGGUCAGCAAGAAACCUUUUAGGUUACAUGUUAAAGGGAAGGAACCUGAAAAAGACUGUMAUUUCAAAGAUAGUCCCAGUACAUUCAGCAGUGCUUUUUCUCUUCAGAUUCAGAAUCAACGAGCAAGAGCAAAAAAGGACUUUGUGGCAAAAAAUAAACGGACCUUAGGGUUAGGUACACGCAUGGGAAAUUCCUAUCUUCAAAUACACUGUAAAAAGCAAGGGGAAGGUCUUCAAGAACAGGUUGAAGAUACUAAAGCUGUUGAUGAAGCAGCAGUUCAGAAUGUCCUACCAUUUCAGAACAUGAAAAUGGAUCCUGAAGACAAAUGGCCUCCCUACUCUUCUGCUCACAGUUCACCAGCAGCCCUUUGUCCAGCUUCUCAACUCACCAAAACCCUGGAGCAGCACCGCCAAGAAUCAGCUCAUUGGACAGAAGCUCCCUUGGCUGACAGGCCCUUGUUCAGCCUGCUCCCACCCACAAAGCCACAGCUGGAAAGCAGCUCAGAGCUAAAUGCAGAGAGGGGCAAAGGAAGUCAAGUCCAAAUAAGCCGAAGCAACUCAGAAGGCUAUCUAAUGCAAAUGGAAAAGCAAAACCAGCCUAGAGCCAAGAAGCUGUAUCGUUCGAAAGCCUACUACACACAUCUGAAUGUGAGGCUUGGAGGCCUUGGACCGGACUAUGAGGCUGUCAGAGAGAAAAAAGAAAAGUUAAGGCAACAAAAGGAAUAUGCAAAGCAAAUUAACGAACACAACAUGAAAAACAUUACCUCUGUUCAGAGAUUGCCUGCAAAACCCAACGUUACAACUUCAGUGUCGAGGCAGAAGGCCCUGGAAUAUGCUAAGAAGAUUCCUAGACCCAAAACUUUUGUAACAAGGCAACCAGAGGAAGAGGUGAGAGAGGAAAGAGUUCUGUCACAGAUUUUAAAAAGACACCAUUUACCUCAGAUUGCGUCUUUGGAAACCUUACAAGACAGGCACGAGAAGGAAAAGCAAGUUGUAGCUGCUUUCAGAACCCUUCAUAUCUUAUAAGUAACUUGAAAUGAUUAGGGUUAUCUUCAAGGCAGAUAUUAGCCAAAGUGUUUAAUUAUGAGCUAUUACUACCACUUGUUAUUCUACCAUCCCACAGAAAUAUAAGGUGGUCUGUUUU
Molecule: messenger RNA, 1801 nt
Organism: Nothoprocta perdicaria
Lineage: Eukaryota; Metazoa; Chordata; Aves; Tinamiformes; Tinamidae
Gene: JHY
Product: junctional cadherin complex regulator
Exons: 7
Coding region: 64-1683 (539 amino acids)
Biological process (GO): axoneme assembly
Source: RefSeq, a predicted model, not a curated record